AUGGCUCCGGGGGCUCUGGGGUGGCUGUGUCCCCCUCUGCUGCACUGGGGGCUCAGUGGGCGGGGGCGGCGGCGCUGCUGCAGGGGGCUCCUGCUGUGCCUGGGGCUGCUCCUGCUCUGGGCUUCCAUUUUCCUCUACGGCACCUUCUACUGGGCCUACCUGCCCAUGGCCACCGAUCGUGCGGCCCAGUGCACCUGCGCGCUCAGGUCGGACUGUGACGUUGCCCCCCCUGAGCUCUGCUCCUUCCCCACGGCCAACGUGUCCCUGCUGGGGGAGCACCGCGAGAAGGUGCUGCUGUACGGGCAGCUGUACCGCGUGUCCCUGGAGCUGGAGCUGCCGGAGUCCCCGGUGAACCGGGAGCUCGGCAUGUUCAUGGUGGCCGUCACCUGUUAUGGGGCCGGGGGGAGACCCUUGGCCUCGUCUGCACGCGGUGAGACCACCGGACCCCUGGGGGCCUGUGGGUCGGGGGGCUGUGAGGGGCUGAUUUGGGAGUCUUUCCCCCCACCACCACCCCAGACCAUGCUCCAUUACCGCUCCCGCCUGCUGAGGACCCUCCACACCGUGGCCUUUGCCGGGCUCUUCCUCAGCGGCUUCGCGGAGCAGACGCAGACCCUGGAGGUGGAGCUGAUGGACCGAUACCGCGAGGACCCCUACAACCCCACAGUGGAGGUGGUGCUGGAGCUGCGCAGCCGGCGGGUGCAGUUUUACAGGGCCCAGCUGAGGGUCCACGCCCACUUCAGUGGGCUCAGGUACCUGCUGUACCACUUCCCCUCACCUGUAGCCCUCCUGGGGUCGUGGGAACUGACCCUCCUGGCUCUGCUCACCCUGGGGUACCUGCAGUGGGGAGGGGCGGACCCCGCCCCCGCCUCUUCCAGGCCCCCCACAGGACACGAGGAGCGAAGGGACUGA
Myiozetetes cayanensis is the source of this 909-nucleotide messenger RNA. It is a transcript of the gene BSCL2, whose product is annotated as BSCL2 lipid droplet biogenesis associated, seipin. Gene Ontology annotation, cellular component: endoplasmic reticulum membrane. Lineage: Eukaryota; Metazoa; Chordata; Aves; Passeriformes; Tyrannidae. The record is from RefSeq and is a predicted model, not a curated record. Gene Ontology annotation, biological process: lipid droplet organization; lipid storage.